Stegodyphus dumicola is the source of this 2894-nucleotide messenger RNA. Its product is annotated as glycogen phosphorylase-like. Gene Ontology annotation, biological process: glycogen catabolic process. Gene Ontology annotation, cellular component: cytoplasm. Lineage: Eukaryota; Metazoa; Arthropoda; Arachnida; Araneae; Eresidae. The record is from RefSeq and is a predicted model, not a curated record. Gene Ontology annotation, molecular function: pyridoxal phosphate binding; glycogen phosphorylase activity.
AUCGUGAUCUGCUCCACACCGUUUCUCCACAUCGAGAAGCUUAUAAAUAAUCGCUCCAACUGUCUAAUUCGUUAUAUCUUAGCGGUGUGGGCAUUUUUAUAUUUUGCCAGUUAUUACUGAAUAUGUCUGCCCCUCCGCGCACCGACCAGGAGAAGCGCCGGCAGAUCUCCGUAAAAGAGAUUGCCCUCGCCGAAAACGUCCUGAACGUUAAAAGAACUUUCAAUCGCCACCUCCACUACACUCUGGUCAAGGAUCGGAAUGUUGCUACACCCCGAGAUUAUUACUGUGCUCUCGCUCAUACGGUCAAAGAUAAUCUUGUCAGCCGAUGGAUUCGAACUCAGCAGCAUUAUUACGAGACCGACCCUAAGAGGGUGUACUACCUUUCACUGGAAUAUUUGGUUGGAAGGUCGUUGACGAAUACGAUGAUAAACUUGGGAAUACAAAGCACCUGCGACGAAGCUCUCUAUCAGCUCGGUCUGGAUACGGAGGAAUUAGAAGACAUAGAAGAAGAUGCCGGAUUGGGCAAUGGUGGUCUGGGGCGAUUGGCUGCUUGUUUCCUGGAUAGUAUGGCUACCUUGGGACUGGCUGCCUAUGGUUAUGGAAUCCGAUAUGAAUAUGGAAUAUUCUCUCAGAGAAUAAAAAAUUGUGAACAGAUUGAAGAACCUGAUGACUGGCUCAGAUUUGGUAACCCUUGGGAGAAGGCCAGACCAGAGUAUAUGCUGCCGGUGAAUUUCUAUGGUAGAGUUGAAAAAACGAACAAAGGCUCUAAAUGGGUAGACACUCAGAUAGUUUUUGCAAUGCCUUACGACAGCCCAGUGCCAGGAUUCCGGAAUAAUGUGGUGAACACCUUGCGAUUAUGGUCAGCAAAAUCUCCUCACAGUUUCAAUUUAAAGUUUUUUAAUAAUGGUGAUUAUAUACAAGCUGUGUUGGAUCGAAAUUUAGCCGAGAACAUAACAAGAGUCUUGUAUCCCAACGACAAUUUAUUCGAAGGCAAGGAACUAAGGCUGAAACAGGAAUAUUUCAUGGUGGCUGCUACCCUACAAGAUAUUAUUCGUAGAUUCAAAGUUUCGAAGUUCGGGUCGAAGGAUCCAAUCCGAACGUCACUGGAUAAUUUCCCUCAGAAAGUUGCAAUACAAAUGAAUGACACCCAUCCAGCCAUCGCAAUUCCAGAACUGAUGCGAAUAUUAAUCGAUAUCGAAGGUCUAUCAUGGGAUAAGGCUUGGAGUAUAACUACGAAGACUUGUGCUUACACUAAUCACACCAUUUUACCAGAAGCAUUAGAGAGGUGGCCCACAACCAUGCUCGAGAACAUUCUGCCAAGACAUCUAGAAAUAAUAUACGAAAUCAAUGCGCAACAUUUAAAGAAAGUGUCAGAGAAAUAUCCGGGCGAUAUCGACAAACUCCGGCACAUGUCUAUAGUAGAAGAGGAACCCGAGAAAUGCAUCAACAUGGCCCACUUAGCCAUCGUCGGCUCCCAUGCAGUGAAUGGAGUGGCAAGGCUACAUUCCGAUAUUCUAAAAACUACUGUGUUCAAGGAUUUUUAUGAAAUGAAUCCGGAAAAAUUUCAGAAUAAAACAAAUGGCAUCACACCAAGACGUUGGUUGGUUCUAUGCAACCCUGAGCUGGCGGAUACGAUAGCAGAGAAAAUUGGCGAUGAGUGGAUCACGCAACUCGACCAGUUGAAAAGGAUUUUACCUUUAGCGAAAAUAACCAGUUUCGUUCAAAAAGUACAGAAAGUAAAAAAUGUAAUUCACAUUUUGAUAAUUUUAUUACUUCUCUUCGUAUUCGUUAAGGAAAAUAAAAUGAAAUUGGCUGCAUUGAUGCUAAAAGAUUACGGGAUCACAGUGAAUACUGCAUCUAUAUUUGAUGUACAAGUCAAAAGAAUCCAUGAAUACAAGCGACAGUUGCUCAAUUUACUACAUAUUGUUACUCUGUACAACCGCAUUAAAGAUAACCCCAACGGACCAUUCCAACCACGGACUAUCAUGAUCGGGGGAAAGGCUGCGCCUGGCUACCACAUGGCAAAACAAAUCAUAGGACUGAUUUGCGAAGUUGCAAGAGUCGUCAACAAUGAUCCAAUAAUCGGAAACAAAUUAAAAGUAAUCUAUCUGGAGAAUUACAGAGUUACCUUAGCCGAAAAGGUCAUUCCUGCUGCCGAUCUGAGUGAGCAGAUAUCCUUGGCUGGAACGGAAGCAUCAGGCACUGGAAAUAUGAAAUUCAUGUUGAAUGGCGCCUUAACUAUUGGCACAUUGGACGGUGCUAACAUUGAAAUGCGAGACGAAAUGGGAGCUGAGAAUAUAUUUAUAUUUGGAAUGACAGUUGAUGAGGUGAAAGCGCUAGAACGAAAAGGGUACAAUGCAAUGGACUAUUACGAAAAGAACCCAGAACUGAAACGUUGUAUAGACCAAAUAAAGUGCGGUUAUUACAGCCCUAAUAAUGUGGACCAAUUUAAAGACCUUGUCGAUGUUCUACUUAAGUAUGAUAGAUUUUAUGUCCUUGCUGAUUAUGAAGCGUAUGUAAAAUGCCAAGAAAAAGUUAGUAGAACAUAUAUGGAUGGCAACAAGUGGACAGCAAUGGCGAUCAAAAACAUUGCAAGCGCAGGUUACUUUUCAAGUGAUCGAACAAUAACCGAAUAUGCGAAGGAUAUCUGGGGAAUCAAGCCGACGAGGGCGAAGCUCCCGGAUCCUCAUGAGCCGCAGGAACUGCAGGACAAGAAAAAAAGUCCUAGUGGCCUGAAAAUGAAGUGAGAAAAACUAAAUGCUCAGAAGGAAUGAACUGUUGUUUAGAACAUAAGAUAUAUCUUGGCCUUUUUAGGAAACCGUGCUUCAUAAUAUAUGUUAGUCUGUUAAUGAUUUGCGCAUUUAUACAAAUAAAGUUUCAAAUUUUAUUCAAGA